This is a messenger RNA of Camponotus floridanus (Florida carpenter ant), 7094 nucleotides long. RefSeq lists its product as uncharacterized. Gene Ontology annotation, cellular component: cytoplasm. Gene Ontology annotation, molecular function: protein binding. The record is from RefSeq and is a predicted model, not a curated record. Gene Ontology annotation, biological process: autophagy; response to starvation. The transcript is spliced from 11 exons. The coding region runs from base 227 to 5584 and encodes 1785 amino acids. NCBI's taxonomy places the organism in Eukaryota, Metazoa, Arthropoda, Insecta, Hymenoptera, Formicidae.
AAUAGACCGCCUCUCCCCUCCGCUCCUCGCCUCGCCCCCUCCUCCUCCUCCUCCUGUCAUUCGCGCGCUACGUCCAUUCCCACCGACCAGCCGAUGCACUUUCCCACUUUUCGAGCGCGUUGAAUAAUGCACCUCGUGACGACGACGACGCUCCGUGGAGUUUCGUCGUCGCUGACGACGACGACGACGACUGUGCUGAUAGGUAAAAUUAAUUUGGAAUUAAAAAAUGUCUGCGGAAUCACCAAGGCGAGGUGCGUAUAAAGGAGCUCAAGUUGUUUCACCUCAACCCAUAAUAGAUCGAUCAAUUAUUGAUAGCGUUGCUGGAAUUAUCAAUGAUAUAGUACCACAGGGAUACGCCGGAGCAUCCAACUCUGAUAAUAAGGAAACCAUAUCAUGGGCACGAUUUGAAUACGCGGAUAUAAAUGACCCCGCUUUAUAUCCCGAUUACAAUGAAGGUUCCAGUACACCACCUCUUUUAUUGGUGCUAGGAUAUACAAUUGGUGUUCAGGUGUGGCUGAUAGCAGCGACGGGAGAGGCAACGGAAGUUCUAUCAUGGCGACAAGGCGUGAUUCGUACUCUUCGAAUUCUACCAAAUCCAAAGACUGAUGACGAACACGUCGAUGAAUUCGAAGCGAAACGGCCGAUGGUAGCGGUCUGCUCCGAGCCGGAUUCGACUCUUCCGGGACCAAAAUUUUGCGAUGUCAACUUCAUCUCCUUGAAGACCGGUGAACCGGUGCACAGCGUAGGAUUUAAGAAUCCUGUUUGCGACGUGCUGGCAAACAAGCGGUCUGUGGUCGUAACGUUAUUAGAAAAAAUUGCGGUCUUCGAUGCCAGAACAUUGCAAAAUAAUAUAACAAUUACUACCUGCUACGCCAGCCCUGGCCCAAAUCCAAAUCCUGUCGCUUUAGGAACCCGGUGGCUCGCUUACAGCGAAAAAAGAUUAAUACCCGCAAGAAGAAGCAGUGGCGGUUGUGAAGGAGAGGGUGUGCAGAGUUACACAGCGACGGUUUUGUAUGCAGCGAAGUCUCUGGGUAAAGGUCUUCGUGGAUUAGGGGAAACCGUUGCUUCAAGUCUCACCGGAAAUUCUGUAUCACCAAUGACUGUGAAUAAUGCGAGCAACGACGUGACGCAACCGGGCGUAAUUACAAUAUUGGACCUUCAAAUCGCGAGAGACGAGAAGGAGUUGGAUGACACGAACGCGGAAGCUGUAAUCGCUCAUUUUACUGCUCAUAGCGACGCGAUCGUUGCCAUGACCUUCGAUUUGACCGGCGCGUUAUUAAUGACAGCCGACAAAAGGGGACACGACUUUCAUAUAUUUAAGAUUCAACCGCAUCCCGGUGGGCCGACAUUAGCAGCAGUGCAUCAUUUAUAUAUUUUACAUCGUGGUGAUACCACUGCAAAAGUACAAGAUAUGAUAUUUUCGAGCGACGCACGCUGGGCUGCAGUCUCAACUGUGAGAGGUACCACACAUGUUUUUCCUGUCGCGCCAUAUGGAGGUCCUGUUGGUGUUAGGACACAUUCUACGCCUCACGUCGUCAACAGGCUAUCAAGAUUCCAUAAGAGUGCGGGCUUAACGGACGACGGUACUCGAUCCCAUUCCCCUGUGUCUCACGCGGAACUACCUUUGUCCGUAUAUCCAUACUCGAAUCCGAGACUUCCACCAUAUCCUCAUCCAACGAUACUGCAUCCUCUGUCGCAAAUUCGACAGCCGUCUUCUUUAAAUCAAGUCAACAAUUCUUCGCAGCCGAGUAGACCACAACAAAGACAACGGUUACAUUCUGACGAUAGCGGAACUCUACCAUUAAAAAUUUGCGCAUGUUUUGCACCACCGAGAGCUUGGAUAUAUGCGCAGAGAGAGUCCAGCAGCAAGGUUGUCAAGAGAGCAGUCGAUUCCUUGUUCAUCAUGGCAUGUCAUGGAAAUAUGAUACAGUAUGACUUAGAACCUAAGCCAGUUGCUGGAGUGCCAAAGGAAAAAGUCUGCGAUGAUACUAUGAUUGAAUUGGAUGUCGAAGCGAAGGGCCAGUGGCCGCUUUGCAGGGUGCCCAAUUCUUCCGAAUUUGUCCCACCAUUACCUCUGUCCAACCCGUUACUCAGUGUCACGUUCGCACCAAAGAACAACCAGGAACUUGACACAGCUGAGGAUCGUUGGUUGAGUCAAGUAGAAAUCGUCACUCACGCUGGACCGCACAGACGACUGUGGAUGGGACCACAGUUUGUUUUUAAAACUUAUAAUGCACCUAGCGGUGUUGCUGUCAAUUUGGUCGAAGCGGAAGCAGUCGAAAUUGGAAUCACCGGAUCGCGUCCAGCGAGAUCGAAGCCCGUUAACAUGCCCCAUGCAGCGUCCAGGCCAUUGAUGCCAGUCGUCAUCGAUGGAUCAGGAAGCAGUUAUGAGCAAUCGCCGAGAUUCAUGGAGGCUUAUGGUGAUCCUCUAGACAGCGAAAACGUAGCUGUUGGUAGCUGCGAGAGUCAGCUGAGAGAGGAUCUUGCCGAAGCUAUGCUCGAGAUAUCCAUCGCAUCGCAUCGUGCCCCAGGGAGGCGUACGGUAAUUGAGAGGGUGGGUCAGCCGGUAACUAAAGUCGUCAACCCUCACACCGGCACCGUGAUUACCGUGUCGGCCGACGAGGAUGAGGAUUCCGUUAGCUCCGUUCAGGAGUACGAUUCCGCUCCGGAGGAGAUCCACGCACCUAGAAGCGUGUGCGCCGAGGAGGGGCCGGCCUCGCUCGGCGCGGCGGACCGCCUCCCGGACGUGCCGGAUUGCCGGGCGCUGAGUUGCGAGCACACCGAGGUCUGCGCGGAGAUGCGCACAGCCAGCGAACCGACGACGAUCGACAGCGUGCCCGACGAGAAUAUACGCGAGCUGCAAGAACGUCGCGCCCUGUGCGCGGAGAUGGCGACGGCGACGACGUCGACGUCGAUCGAUUAUGAAAGGGAGGAGGCAUUUCGCGACGUGCCCACGAGUCUCAGUCUAUGCGCUGAACCGGGCGAGAUUCCGAGCAGUCCGAUGACGCAGGCGAAGGAGAGCGCGUUGUGGUGCGGCAAGGGCGACAGAUCUGUCGGCGACAAGCGUGCCGAGGAUUAUCACGUCCACGAGAGACAUCUCGCCAAAGCUAAGUACGUCGUCAAUUACGACGACGACAGCGUUACGUUGAUGGAGAACAAGACGAUGCGAGGCGAAAGGAAUACCGAGAUACAGUCAAGUGCGAAUGAGAGAACUAAGAGAGCUCUCGCGAGAAAGUCGAUCGUCGUCGAGGACGAAAAGACAUCGAGCUCGGAAGCUACCGCGCAGAAGCGUCCAGUCGAAGCGUCGCGAACGAUGCGCGCGAAGAAGUAUAUCGUUCAAGAGAACGAGGACAGCGUCGUUGUCGAGGAUGCGCGAAGCACGAAUCCGACGAUGAGCGCAAAGAAGGAGGAAAGCGAGGUUCAUAAAAAAAAAACCGAGAGCGCGAAAGAUGUUUAUAAGAUGUUUGCGAGAGAGAAACUGCACGGGGAGGUAACGCAGGGGCAUAAAAACGGCAGAUUGAAGAGUCGUGCUCCGCGAGACUCUUUCGACGAGGAUCGACUAACGUUAGAGAAUAAAAAUAUCAAGUGCGCGAAAGCGGAAUCUUCCGUCAACGUAGAGCCCGAGCCAACGAAAUCGACUGUCAAUAUAAUUACGAAGGGAGAGAAUCUCACUAAAUUCGCCUCGAAAGCGGGAAAAACGGGACUGUUGCAUGACGACGAUGACGACGAAUUACCACCGUUGGAUCCCCCACCGCUGGAUGACUUUAGCUCCAUCGAGUAUCACAUGGUAGAACAGUGUAAGGAUGCCACCUCUACGGCCACUCAAUCUGACGACGACAUCGAGCACAUCCACGCGUCCGAGGUGACGCAGAUGCGUGCGAGGAUCGACGCGGGCGAUGACAAGUGCAGGGACGAUGCGUUCUUUGGCUCUACGGCCACGCAAUCGUCUUCCCCGGUGGAGCAGCGGAAGAAUAGUAAGAGCACGAUCUCGGACGACGAUCUAGAAUACAUACACAGUUCCGAGUUUGGCGGUCUCGAUUCCGCGAGCUCAGAUAACAUCAUGUACACGGCCAAGUCCGCGACAAAAACGAGUAACGACAGAAGCUCACGUAGAAGGCACAGCAAGCACGCUUUGUCGUCUGAUGACGAUCUGGAGCAUGUGCAGCUUUCGGAAAUUUGCGAGCUAGAACUUGGCGCGGUGAGUUCCUCCUCGCAGGAGAUGGAGCAGCAAGAAACAAGGUCCAGAUCGAGCAAAAGACGAAAAGAUAUCAUGGUGAUUGAGAAGAACGAAACGGAGACCGCGGACAUCACCGUGAUAUACAAUCCGCUGGAGGAGAUCUGGUUAAAGUCGGAGGAGGUAACCGACAAGCACGGCCCCGCCGACCAUCUCAAAGAGAAAUCGGAGGGAACGAGUCCGACGAGAAGGGCCAAAAGUCGCAUUUCGAAGACAACGUCGAAUUCCUCGUUAUCUAGCAAGCGGGCUUCUCAGAUCGUUGCUAGCGAUAUCGUCGAGAUUAUCGAUAUCGAUGCGAUGCAGAGGGCGGACACGGAUGCUGAUCCGACGCCAGAGUGCAAAAUUCUGCCUGCCGCUACCGGAACGCGCGUUAAAAAGUCUCGCAAGAGCAAGAAGUCGCAGGCGGACGGCCAGUUGCAGGAAAAUAGCUCGACAGAGCUCUCGUUUUCCUCUUCCUCCUCUUCGUCCUCCUCCUCCUUUUUCGCUCCUCCACCUUCAUUCCGUUCCUCCAGAGUGAAAAUGGCAGAUCUGCGAGAAGCCGUGCAGGACGAGUCAUUUGUAGACUUUUCCAAAGGUCUUCAGGAGCAGAAAACUCAAGCUCCUCUCUCGUCGGAGAUAUCGUGGAGUUCUAUCGUUAAGAAAAGUAUUUCCUCAGAUUCGCAGGAGGCCCGCAAGGAGACAGAUCUCGAGCCAUUGAUAGAAGUGGAGGAGAAACCGGAGGCCGGCGAGCACGCGAGAAAAUUGAAGAAGACUUCGGAGUUUUGCGACAGAGAUGAUCGUCCGUUCCUUGAACCCGGGGCAUGCAAACACGAGAGUACACGACGACGAGCUUUUAACGCUGAGGAGAAAAGAAGGGAGGAUCCUUUUGGCGAAAACGAUAACGUCGACGAAACGACGACGAUGACAACGACGAUGGAAGAGACUCUCCUCGUAGAUCUUCCCGUACCAGUAAUAGACGAAGAACCUCGCGCGGACAAGGAUCUCGCAGGUGUCACGAUCGCUAUGGCACGAGCCAAGAUGUCGCCCCAGGACAGGGAGGAUAACAAAGAACAGUCUCUUCCGGCCUCGGAAGUACGAUCCGUCGACAAGAUACGUCGAGGUAACGUGCCAGCCGAGAGGAGACAAUCGCAAAGAGAAUCUUCUUUGCAGCUUCAGCCGGUGCUUCGGCAACAGGUGACGGAAAGCGGCGGCGGCUCCGAGAGGAGUGAUCCGAUUCCGGCUCCGAAGGUGUCUUCCGAAGAUCCCGGAUCCGAUGUAUGCCCGAAGCACGCCGAGAAACGAAGCGAAGCGGAGAGCUCGACCGCCGCCAAGAAAACGAGCAACAGAUCGAAGAGGAAAAAGCGCAGAUGAGUAGAGGAUUGCUGCAUGGACGUGCCUAGGGCCAGCCUUGCCCUCUACAUACUCCUGAUGCAAGUAGCGGGAGUAGAUUAAUUCCCGCGCGUAUGGGGGAUGAGGAAGGAUAGGGUGGCGAGGGAAAAUUGCCAGAGUUUCAACUGUGAUUGUGUAUUGAUUUCGCAAAAGUCAACCUUGCAUCGGCGUGUGUUUGGCUACAAUAAUGACUAAUUUGAAGGAAUAAAUCGCUCGGUUGAUUUUUCAAGAAUAUAUCCUUGCCAAUUAGGGAAGUCCGGAAUAAUUUCAAAUGACUGCGACAAUUUUGAAUCGCUAGAAAAUUUGUAAAAGAGGAAAAUUGAAAGCGUGUCAUUAUAUGCGUUGUUAUAUAUAUAUGUACUGUCAUUUAUAAAGAGGCGCGUUUGUGACAGAUUUGACCCUAUCUCUGCUCGAAGAGAUACUCAAAGAUACCGUUUUCAAUCAGUAAUCAUUAUCCCUCGCAGAACAUGUACGAAUAAAAGCGUUCGGGCCAUGUGGCGGGCAAGGUUGUGUUCUAGCUGACGUUAGGAUAUCAGAAUCAGGAUAUUGUCUCUCAACAUUAGUUCCAAUGGGAUAUGGAACCAACAAGAGAGAUAGAAAGAGAGAGAGAAAGAGAGAUAGCUCUUAGAACAGGCUUCUUUAUUACGACUAUUUGGCAACUUCCGUGUAGCAAUUUCGAUUUGACUGCCUUAAAAAAAAAAGAGGAAACAGGUGAUAAGUUUGGAUUCAAACGUGGAAACAAAUGCGUAUACCUUAUAUAUAUCGUCGCCCACUAUCAGUAAUUUGAUCGUUGAUAACAAUGUAACAAAACGAUCGACCAUUAGGUGUUCAUUUGCGGAAGUUAAUCUUCUAGUUAGCCGAGUAACAACCAUUGUUCGGUAUAUGCGAUAAGCCAUGUUUCUUCGUUGUAGUACAAAGUAUAAUCGUUAAAUUUUAUUUGACUUUCAUGCACGUUUACUGCCGCGAAAGAUUGAUUGAGAGCUUUCGAUAGAGUAACGACAGUAAUGGUUUCCCUAAAUCAUUUUGUUCAUUUAGAUCGAAUCUGAGACAGCAAUAUCGCUUAUUUAAUUGUACAUACACGUAUUAUAUUUGCAUAUCUUUGCAAUCUAUUUAUUUUCGAAGGGAGAUAUUUUUUCAGAAGACUCUCUAUCAUUGAUUAUACUUGCGUAUGCUACGCUAGUGAGAUUCUUUGACGGUUUAUCGAUGAAAUAAUAAUCAUAAUAAUGAUAGUAGGAAAUGAAUGAAAGGUAGAAAAUCUGGGUAUCUGGGAAUACUCGCGAUUUUUCGCAUCAUCAGACGGUCCCUUGAUGUAAUGCUCUCGGUAUCGCAUGAGGAAAUCAUAUUCAUGAAUCUUAUAUAUGAAAUUCUAUUCUGUGAAGAGGCUGUACAUUAUUAGAUUAUUUAUCAUUGCGACUGCAUGCACCGUCCAGAGUUGAGAAAUUUAAUGACCGGGGCAUUAUUCUGUUUUCGCGAUUUUUUUUUCAAUCGGGGA